This is a messenger RNA of Stegastes partitus (bicolor damselfish), 3577 nucleotides long. RefSeq names its product calpastatin (gene cast). Bases 227 to 2071 code for a protein of 614 amino acids. The transcript is spliced from 22 exons. Gene Ontology annotation, cellular component: cytoplasm. Gene Ontology annotation, molecular function: calcium-dependent cysteine-type endopeptidase inhibitor activity. The record is from RefSeq and is a predicted model, not a curated record. NCBI's taxonomy places the organism in Eukaryota, Metazoa, Chordata, Actinopteri, Pomacentridae.
GAAUUAUGCGGAAGAGCCCAAGAUCUCGCUCGAAAACUGACUUAUGGGCUUUCUCAGCGAGUCAGAACAAUGACUGUACAGCACAGACAGAGUGUGUGAUGCUGAUAAUCUAAAUUGUGCGGGGAGUGGCACACUGUCUGGGACGACGUGACAGAAAAAAAAAGAGAUCUUGCCAGUGCAGGGUUGAACCGUUUUCCACGCCACCGUUUUCGCCUCCUGCUCCCUCAUGGCGUAUGCAAAAUUCUGGGAAAUUACUUACGGAAAAGGCACCUCUUGCGACCAUGAAGUCCAACAUGGUAGCAGGUCUUCAGCCUACUCUUCUACUAGAUGGUCCUACAAUGACAAGUCGCAGCCUAGCCAGGCAACACCCAAACCGGCAGCUCAGGUCUCUACUGGGAAACCUGCAGAAUUUGAGAAGGCAUCAUCAGGAUCUGCCAUGGCUACAAAGCCUGGGGUGGUUACCACAGCAACAGGCGGAGCCACAGGAAGUGGGGUCACAACAGGAGGAAGUGCUGCAGUUGGAACAGCCAAAGCCAAACCAGAGACUAACACUACGCUGGUCGGUGCUACUGUUAUUGACAUGACAUCAGCAGGGGCGAGUGGAGGUCCUAGAGAGAUGUUAAAGACCGCACCUGCCUCCCAAGUCAAAAGCACAGCAGCAGUUUCUUCUGCCGCUGGAGCAGCUGCCACCGCCGCCGGCACGGCAGCGACCACCGCUGUGGGCAAAGCUAAAGAGUCACCCAAAGGCACCACUAAGGUGCAGGUGGAGGUUCCUGCCGCAACAGUCACAGGUGUCAAAGAGACACUGAAGUCAGUUGCUCCUGAGAAACCUGCUGCUGGAAAGGCCACUGACGUGAAGCCCAAGACCAGUCAGGGUGGCUCCAUGUCUCUGGAUGCUCUCAGUAGUCUUGGUGAUCUGCUGCCAACAGAUGCACCAAAACCCAAAGCCCCUGAAGAGGGCAAACACAAGAAGGAGGAGGGUGUGCUUGUAGGAGAGAGGGACGACACACUUCCUCCAGACUACAGGUUUAAUAGGGAAGCGCUGGAAAAGCUGCCUGCUCCAAAACCUGAGCCCACCAUCGGUACCGGAGAGGCUCUGGACUUUCUGUCUGACGCCUUGACGACCCCCUUAGCAACUUCUGUUGUCGAUGCUCCUGUUGUUCUCCCAACAAUUCCUCCUUGUGAGGUCACAGUAGAAGACGUGUCAGCGAUGAGUGUGCCUUCUGGCAAUGUUAUAUCUUCAUCUACAGCUUCUGGAGUUCACGCUCCUGCUCCUCCUUCAACACGGAGGACACCAGCGAAACCUGAUGCUGCCCCUGUAAAACCAAAAGACACAAAACCCAAGACUGACAAGGUAGCGGUUCCAAAAUACCUUAUCUUUAUGGCCUCUCUAGACACCGCUCUGGACGCCUUGGCAGGAGACUUCAUCCCGUCCACUGCUGCCUCAGCAGUGAGUUCUGCACCUUGUGAACCUGACCUUCAGCUGCCAGCAGCAGCAGACAACGCCCUGGACGCUCUGUCGGACACCUUGGCGGAUAUCAAACCUGCCCCUCAACCCGUCCCAGUUCUUACCAAGGACGUUGUCAAGGAGAAAAAAAUUCUUGAAGAGAGACUGAUUAAGAUGGGGGAGAGAGAUGACACACUGCCACCAGAGUUUCGACCCACUGAGGAAGACCUCAAGAAAAUGGAAGAAGAAAAAGCAAAAGCGGCAGCAAAACCCAAAGAGAAGGGGAUGGAUGACACAACAGCCUUGGACCUCCUGUCCAGUGAUUUCUCUGAUACUCCCAAACCUGCUGCACCUGCUGUCACAUCAUCUGCAGCCACAGCAAAGCUGCAGCCUCCCGUGCUGGACUCAGAGCCCCUGAAGCCGAUGGCUGGUCCUGUGUUGGACUCCCUGGCUGACACGCUUCUCCCAGACAAAUCCAAAACAGACAAAGCGAAGGGCAAGAGCAAGUCAAAGUCAAAGUCUAAAAAACACCAUGCAGAAGAUCCAUCUGCCCCUGACCAGCUAUCGGCUCAGCAGAGCUCAGAUGUUGUGCCGGCAUCUACAAAGAAGGGAGGCAAGAGAUAGGUCGCCUGGUUGUUGGUGUCGUUUGUCCUCCGGGCCACAGGGACGCACCAGUGAGGGAGCUGCUCACUGGAUUAUUAUUCUAUUUUUCUAAAUCGUCAAGAAUGUAUACUGGAUGAAAGACAAACCGAGACAUACUCAUGCCACUUGCUCUACACACACACACAAACACACACACACACACACGUACGUACAUACAUAUCUGCGUGCACCACCUUUUUUUUUUGCUGGGUUUCACAUUCAAAGGCGAGAAACUUUGUCGUUUCUGUCUCGGGAGAAAAUGAAAAUAAAGAGUUUUUAAAACCAGAUGGGUUUUAAAAAAAGAGAAAAAGUGCUGAACAGACAAAGAAAGAAAAGAAGGGAAACUGCAGGGAAACAGAAGAGUUUGAGACACGCAAACCCCCCAAAUAACAUGUUUUUUGGCGCUGAGAGUCGUUUGUGUACAUCUCAGCUGACAAUUUCCACUUUUCCAAAGAUACACUAAUAUCGCAACACACCGGCCGUCUCAGCCUGGUGCUGCUGUGAUGUUGGUCGGAGCAGUGGCGACUGUCAGCUCGCGUGGGAGAAGGACGGAGGACGUGUAUAGUAUCGGGAUGUGUGUGCAAUCUUUGAUGUACACAGAGAAGCCAGGUUUUCUAUCACGACGUGUUCAGAUGCCAUUAAGACACUAGUGUACAGCUCAGUUUGCUUCUAUUUUGGACAAUACAUAGUUUACAUUAUUAAAUAUGUGGAGGAUUUCUUGGAGGUGUUCUGCCUAAUUCUGUUUUUUGUUUUUUCGCAAAUGCCUUUUUCUUUCCGUAGAAUGAUAUCUGUCAGAAGUAUGUAUUUUGGCCUUGUAGAAAAAAAAACUGGCGUUCAGAGGUGCACCUAGUGAACCGAGGUGGUUACAAGCUUUGUAGCUGCCAUUAUUUGUAUACUGUAAAAAAAAAAAAAAAAAAAAAAAAACACACUUUUGCUCUAUAUAAGACAACACUGUAUAACUUACAAAGGGCUUUCAAGUCACUUUAAAUACCCCAAGUUUCUGUGUGGGUGUGAAAAUAUAUGAAUAGAUGUGGGAAUACUAAGUGCAUUUUUUUUUAAAUCUAAAAUUGAGAACCAUCUCGUCUGGUUCUAUGAUAUGUGCCUAAAGAGAGAAACUAACAUGAAGUGCCUUAAUAUGUGGAAAAAUAUGGUAGGGAAAAAAAAAAAAAAAGGCCAAACACUGUCUUCUUAAAGGUGCGAGGGAACCGUGUAUGUGUGUAUUAAAGUGAGUGGGAACUGAAUCUCCUCUGAAAGUAUUCUUCUCUGCUCCUGACUUGUGGUUUUUCACUCUGCAUACAGCUGUAGCAGCCCACUUCCUUUCGACUCAAGAAGGGGGGCUUAAAACUAAACGUCGUUCGCUCAAAUAUUAUACUUUUGUGCCGAGACCUUGAGUGACUGAUGGGAAUGCAAAUGAAUGGGUUUGAUGUGUGGAAAAAAAAUAAAAAAGUAUGAACUAAUAAAGACGAAUACAGUUCAAUGCAGCCUGAA